Molecule: messenger RNA, 2146 nt
Organism: Polyodon spathula (Mississippi paddlefish)
Lineage: Eukaryota; Metazoa; Chordata; Actinopteri; Acipenseriformes; Polyodontidae
Product: potassium voltage-gated channel subfamily C member 1-like
Exons: 5
Coding region: 39-1934 (631 amino acids)
Biological process (GO): protein homooligomerization; potassium ion transmembrane transport
Cellular component (GO): voltage-gated potassium channel complex; axon; neuronal cell body membrane
Molecular function (GO): delayed rectifier potassium channel activity; protein binding
Source: RefSeq, a predicted model, not a curated record
UCCCCCCCCCCCCCCCUCCCCAUCAGCCGGCCCUCCCGAUGAUCAGCUCAGUGUGUGUCUCCACGUUCCGAGCGCGGAAGACGAACUCGGGGGCUCCGUCCAAGACAUGUAUAAAAGCCGAGAUGGGUCCUCAGCUGGACAGCGACAAGAUAGUCAUCAACUGCGGCGGGGUGCGCCACGAAACCUACCGCAGCACCUUGAAGACGCUGCCGGGCACCCGGCUCUCCUGGCUGACGGAACCGGACGCCUUUAGCAAUUUCGACUACGACCCCAAAUCGGACGAGUUCUUCUUCGACCGCCACCCGUCCGCUUUCUCCUACAUCCUGAACUAUUACCGGACCGGCAAGUUGCACUGUCCCAACGACGUGUGCGGGCCCCUCUUCGAGGAGGAGCUGGCGUUUUGGGGCAUCGACGAGACCGACGUGGAAGCAUGCUGCUGGAUGAAUUAUCACCAGCACCGAGACGCCGAAGAGGCGCUGGACAGCUUCGAGGCUCCGGAGCCCGAGGAAGAAGACGAGCUGACGGGAGGCGCUGACGGCGACCUGAAGCGGCUUUGCCUGCAGGAGAACGGGAGGAAGCUGGGCUGGUGGAAACGGUACCGCCCUAAAAUCUGGGCUCUGUUUGAAGAUCCUUACUCGUCGAAAUACGCGCGGUACGUGGCGUUCGGCUCCCUCUUCUUCAUCCUCAUUUCCAUCACCACGUUCUGCUUGGAGACCCACGAGGCAUUCAACUCGGUGGUGAACCGCACGGAGAACGUCACCGUGGGCAACGUGACCCGCCAGGAGGUGGUGUUUGAGGUGGUGACGGACACGUGGCUCACCUAUGUGGAAGGCGUCUGCGUCAUCUGGUUCACGCUGGAGUUCCUGGCCCGCAUCGCCUUCUGCCCGGACAAAAUGGACUUCAUCAAGAGCUCCCUGAACCUCAUUGACUUCAUCGCCAUCCUGCCCUUCUACCUGGAGGUGGGGCUGAGCGGCCUGUCGUCCAAGGCAGCCAAGGACGUCCUGGGCUUCCUCAGGGUGGUCCGUUUCGUGAGGAUCCUGCGAAUCUUUAAGCUCACCCGCCAUUUCGUGGGGCUGAGGGUCCUGGGGCACACCUUGAGGGCUUCCACCAAUGAGUUCCUGCUCCUGAUCAUCUUCCUGGCGCUGGGGGUCCUCAUCUUCGCCACCAUGAUCUACUACGCCGAGCGGAUCGGCGCCGACCCGGCGGACCUGACUGGCAGCGCCCACACCAACUUCAAGAACAUUCCCAUCGGGUUCUGGUGGGCCGUGGUCACCAUGACGACGCUGGGCUACGGGGACAUGUACCCCGUGACGUGGUCCGGGAUGCUGGUGGGGGCGCUGUGUGCCCUGGCCGGGGUGUUGACCAUCGCGAUGCCCGUCCCGGUCAUCGUCAACAAUUUCGGCAUGUAUUACUCUCUAGCGAUGGCCAAGCAGAAGCUCCCGAAAAAAAAGAACAAGCACAUCCCUCGCCCCCCCCAGCCGGGAUCCCCCAAUUACUGCAAGCCUGACGCGGCCGCCCUCGGGACCUCGCCCCAGAGCAUCCUGGGACAGCAGGGACUGGGGGGGGACUGUCCGCUAGCACAGGAGGAAAUCAUUGAGAUCAACCGUGCAGACUCAAAGCAGAACGGAGAUGCAGCAAAUGCAGCCCUGGCUAACGAGGACUGUCCCACGAUCGACCAGGCGCUGUCCCCGGAGGAGAAGUCCCCUAUCACUCCCGCCGCGGGACGGGGAGGGGGCGGGACAGGGGAGCGCUAUGCACACGACCGCGCCUGCUUCCUGCUCAGCACCGGGGAGUUCCGCACUCCGGACGGGAACAUCCGAAAAGGUGAGAAUUCCUGCCCCGCACCCCCUUCUACUGAGGAAUGGUUCAAACAAGAUGGGGCCUUCCUGCAUGAUCUCAAUGCAAACUCUGCUGCUUCCUGGAUCAAGUCAUAGGAAACUGAGGGAGGCCAAAAGACAAAAGAAUUACAGCCAACGGGAACUAUGAAAGAGACUAAAAAAACACCCACAGACGAUCAACUAUAUAUAUCAAUCGAUCUAUCGAUCUAUCGAUCUGUCUGGCCAAAGCAGACCCUGCGGGUUUGAAUCCAUUGCUGGAAGGAAGACUAACGCAUUUUGCGCGUUCAAAACAAAAAAAAAAAAAAAAA